Molecule: messenger RNA, 2567 nt
Organism: Radiomyces spectabilis
Lineage: Eukaryota; Fungi; Mucoromycota; Mucoromycetes; Mucorales; Radiomycetaceae
Exons: 3
Coding region: 95-2236 (713 amino acids)
Cellular component (GO): nucleus
Molecular function (GO): nucleic acid binding; exonuclease activity
Source: RefSeq, a predicted model, not a curated record
GGCUUAGCUCCGCAUUAAAUAUGGUUUAAAUUUUCGGACGAAACUCCAUUUCUUGAUCUACAUUGGAGGGCAUCUCAGCCAGCGACAGCCAGCGAUGAAGAACUCGAGAUUGUUGAAGCAAAAGUUCACUCCGGCUGUGGUUCCGAAGAAUGUGAUUCUUCAUGAUACCACCAAGAAGAUCCACGUCACUUUUGACGAUAACGAGCCCACCACCACCACCAAUUCACUUUCUCCGAAAAAAGACGAAAAGCCAAAAAAGGAGAAAAAGGAGAAGAAAGAUAAAAAGUCCAAGAAGGAUAAAAAGGACGGGAAAAACGACGCAAAAGAUACCGAUAGUGCUGAAAAACCACCGAAAAAGAAACGACACCAUCCUGCCCAUGAUCCUCCUGCAGUAGUAGAAGCCCGAUCAGCCAACGUGGACGCCUCACUCCCGGUGGCCAAAAAGGCUAAAAUCGACAGUGGUGAUGCGGAACAACCAAAAGUCAAUGGUGAGAAAAAAGCAUUGCCGAAUGGACACACUGUUGCCAAGGCGUCAUCCGCAUCACAACCAACGCAACAACGAAAACGACCCAGACCAGCCAAUGAUCAAGGAAAAGAUGAUGCGAAAAAGACCAAACCGUUGUUGAUUGUAAACAAGAAACAGGUCGAAAAGAAAAAGUUGACCAAAGAAGAGACUUUGGCCAAAGUAGCGGAAAUUCGACAAAAGAAACGCGAAAAAAGAAGGGCAAAACUCAUGGUUGGAGAUACCAAGGUGCAAAUUCCUGUCAUGACAUUAAAACCAGCCGUCAUGAAACAAAAACUGUCGAUGAAAGAGAUUCAGGAUUAUAUUUUGUAUUGUCUUGCCGAAGCCAAACCUCCUCAGUGGAUCAGCGUCGUCAACCGAUCCAAAAUCCAGCGUUUUCUGUUCAUUUACGCCCAGGGGUUGGAUAUCACGUUCUUUGGCGCCGACAAGAACCGCGUGCAAGUACCGACGUCCAUCGCUCUCGAUACAUUGGACAAGGAAAAGGAUGUGGGCAAAGCCGCCAUGCCAUUCUUGACGAGCUGCUUUUCACAGAUGCUGAUCAAUAAGAUUUCAGGCAACAAAGGCAAAAUCAUGUCGCCGGUUCAGGAAUUACUGCAGUGCAAGCUGACUCUCCGUACAAAGGCUUUGAAACAUAAAGAGUUGAUGGACCGUCAGGAGAAAGUGAACCAUAACAUGCGUGAAUUCUACGUAUUGACGUUGGACGAACUUCGUGCCAACGGUUAUCCUAUACCCUCUUGCCUCGACGCAUCUCAAACUCUCCCGGAAGGAUGGAAAGAAACCAAUGCUGUCAAGGAGACAGUGCCAGAGAAACGGAUCAUGGCGGUGGAUUGUGAGAUGGUAGCCACUGCCAAGGGAAGCGCACUUGCACGUGUCACACUUGUGGAUGAAGAUGGUAAAAUUCUGUUGGAUGAUUUUGUCAAGCCCGACGAGCCCGUCAUCGAUUAUCUUACGCAGUAUUCCGGUAUUACACCUGAAAUCAUGGAAAAGGCGACGUGUUCUUUGCGAAGAGCCCAAAAACAUUUCCGCAAAAUCGUGAAUCACAACGUGAUCCUUGUCGGUCACUCGUUGGAGAACGAUUUAAGAGCGCUUCAAAUUGCGCAUCCCUAUUGUGCCGAUACCGCCUUACUGUACGAUCAUUUCCGUGGUCCACCUUUCAAGCCGGCGUUGCGAGUGCUGUCACGCAACAUUUUGAAACGACAGAUUCAGGAACACAACAAAGCCACGUUUGGUCACGAUUCCGCCGAAGAUGCCAAAGCAACUUUGGAUUUGUUCCGACUCAAACUACGCUACGGACCUCACUUUGGUCGUUUUGGCAAAGAAACCGAAUUGUUGUUCGAUCGUUUACGUCAUUAUAACCCACCCAAAAAGGGUGCGAUUUUGGAAAGUGCCAAUACCGUCAACGGCAUGUUCCGUGCCUCCUUGGGCAACGAUUAUGAGCGCUGUGAGACCGAUGAGCAACUCGUCGAUGCUGUUGCUCGAAAAUUAGUCAAGACCGAUUUUGUAUUGUCGCGAUUCCGGGUCCUGGAACACGGUGAACAAUCCGAGGAACUCGCUCCCAAAGUACUUCCGGAAUCGGUUCUCGGCAAAGGCGAACAAGCAGAACGACUGGCUCGUUUUGAUGAUUAUCUGCAACAGCUCUAUCAAAAACUCCCAUCCUCUACCGCCGUCGUCAUCAUGGGCGGCACAGGAGAUGUCCCGCAAUACCAACAGUAAGUACCAUUUUGUUAGAGAGAAGAUCCACCUCCUCAUGAUUCACCAUUGGGAAUUGUUUUUUGUUUAUAGAUUACUGGCAAAGUACAAGAUAUUCAUGGAAAAGUAUAGUAAAACCAAGUUGGAUGAAGUCCCCGAAGCCGAACGAUGGACGACUACCGAUCAAAAACGAUUGGAAGGAGCCUGUGCUAGAGCGCGCUUUGGAAGCACAUUUUUCUGCAUCAAAUCAUAAUUUAUAUUUUUCAUGCAAAAUUUUCUUUUGGCAUCAUUCUUUUGUAUAAAUAAAUCAUCGUCAACUUUUUUUACAUCCCUUUUUUCACUGGGUAUGAACGAA